This is a messenger RNA of Anastrepha ludens (Mexican fruit fly), 610 nucleotides long. RefSeq lists its product as uncharacterized. Gene Ontology annotation, biological process: negative regulation of biosynthetic process. The record is from RefSeq and is a predicted model, not a curated record. NCBI's taxonomy places the organism in Eukaryota, Metazoa, Arthropoda, Insecta, Diptera, Tephritidae. The transcript is spliced from 3 exons. Bases 218 to 601 code for a protein of 127 amino acids.
UUGGUAGUUUUUAGCGUGUGUUUGAACGCUAAUGAUUGGCAUUAGACACACCUUUGCUUGCUACCUGCAUAAUUUAUUGUACUUAACUGGUGUAAGCUUACAAUAAGCGAUUGUACUAAAGUUAUUGACUGAUUAAAAAGUUGUUAUCAAAGUUGUGAACGUCGUCAUUCGUAGAGUUGUCACAAUCAGUACAGCUGCCGCCAUCGCUGUUGGACAAAUGCCUUACAUUAUCAUACGCGGCAACUUAGCGUCAUACAGCCAUAAAUACCCGUGGCGUGUGUUGGUCUCCGGGCUAAAAGCGGAUGAAAUUGAGCAGUUGAAUAAAUUUUCGUGCGGCGGUUAUAGCGAUGAGACAACAAUAGUAUAUCUGGUACAUCCAUGUCGAAUCUUAUCUGCGCUUGAGAUUUUAGGUUUUCGCGUGGUCGCCUCUUCAUCAACAGCGGUGAAACAGGACUAUAACGAAUAUAUGUGGACAAUGCGAAAAGAGUUCCAUGAACCAGAACCGCUUGAAACAGAAUCCGUUGUGCGCGAAAAUCUUUCAAAUAUAGGACGCGAAGCAGCUGGGUUAGGCAACUAUCAUAAAGUCGAUUCGCCCGAAUAAAAGAAUUUA